Pocillopora verrucosa is the source of this 2983-nucleotide messenger RNA. RefSeq names its product transcriptional coactivator YAP1-A-like. Gene Ontology annotation, molecular function: protein binding; transcription coactivator activity. Gene Ontology annotation, biological process: positive regulation of transcription by RNA polymerase II; hippo signaling. The record is from RefSeq and is a predicted model, not a curated record. NCBI's taxonomy places the organism in Eukaryota, Metazoa, Cnidaria, Anthozoa, Scleractinia, Pocilloporidae. Gene Ontology annotation, cellular component: nucleus; cytoplasm.
AGCUCGCAAAAAUAGAACUGCACAAUGGCGCCUUUUAUCAAUGAACUAUUGUUUGUCCAAAUACGCCAACUGAUUGGUUUGUUCAUACAGUUGGUAUGACGACCAAAUCUCGGGGCUAAUCAUUACGUCACGUCCCACCCGAAAACCAGGCCCCCCGCGAUGAGUGGAAAUAAUAGCCCGUAAUAUAUGUGUAUAUAUUUCCCGAUACUGACCUUAGAGAGCUUCAUAACAGUUCUGAGUUGUUACGGCGCUAGCCCAUCACUAUUUGAUGUGUCAAAGGCAUUCUGUACUGAGCACACCACGUUAGGCAAUCAACAACACUGGCAAUGGAAAGAAAGAACAAUAAUUGUGUGGUGCACGUGAGGCAAGAUUCUGAUAACGACCUAGAGGCGCUUUUCCAUGUCAUCAGCAAGAACUCAGUGGCGAAGACGCAUCCUGAGCCAGCAUCGUCGUCACAAUCAUUACCAAUGCGAUUAAGAAAGCUUCCUCCGUCGUUUUUUAAGCAACCUCCAAUCGACGGUAGCUUAUCACCCGAUCAGGACGUCCCAAAAAGGCUUCCAAUCUCUCAUUCGCACUCGCGUUCAUCGCCAGCGUCGCUCACAGUUCCUACGACUCUGAAAGGCCCGCCAAACCACUCCUUGAGUCCUGGCGUUCACCAUCAAAGAUCAACCUCUUUCGAUAACACAGCGUUGCUUGAGGAGCCUACUCCUAUGCCGCCUGGGUGGGAAAUGAGAACGACGGCGAGUGGCCAAAGAUACUUCAUGAAUCACUUCGAACAGCUAACAACAUGGCAAGACCCAAGAAAAACACAGUCAACUUCAAAUCUGAACAGCGUACAGCCUGUCGGCAAUUUGCCCGAUGGAUGGGAACAGGCGAUAACACCAGAAGGUGAUAUUUACUAUAUCAACCACAUCGAAAGGACAACCAGCUGGAUCGACCCGCGACUCGCGAUGCACUGUAGAAAUCAGGAGAAUAUGCGUUCGACCUUGCCUCCGGAUUUUAAUCGCCAAGGCCAUCGAACCCUUCAGCUUCAUCGUCUCCAGAGAGAGCGUGAGCAACUUUUGAAACGGCAGCAGGAACUCUUGAAGCAAGAGAUCAAAUUGAAACGUGAUAUUCUAGAGGAAGGUGGGAAACCGUCGCUGCUCGGAAACUUGACGCGAGAAUUUAGCGCGCAAGAUCCCCCUGUAACGAACGGAGGACAUAUCAGAGACGAAUCAUUUGAUUCUGGGCUCGGAAUGGGAGGUGGUAAUUACCAGUUCCACGACGUCGAUAUGAACGAUUCGCAACCGAUGUUUGACGCGAAUUACAACUCGAAGGACACUUCUUUUCGCGCCGAUCCUAGGAUACCCGAGAUCCUCGAUAGCCUGCCUGGCACUAAUGUCGACUUAGGUGUGAUGGAAGGAACAGAUAAUUCCACCAACAUGGAAACUGAAGAUCUUGGGGUUGGACUGGAGUUCAAUUCGGAGAUCUUAAACGAUAUGGAAUCCGUGCUAAUAUCGCCGACCUUGACUUGGCUUUGAGCUUGUUGAGAUUUCAUUAAAGCGCAACGUAAUAGUUUUUAUAGAAAGGAUUUUUCAAUGACAUUAGAAUAUUCUCAACGGAGUGAAAAGUAAGUACAAGGCGCUCGUUAGCGAUCAAACCACUUCCCUUUUUUACAUCUUCAUACGCGUAAAUAUUAAGAUUAAGAUUGUAACUUACUUCUAUAAGAGAACUUGUUUCGCAACGAAACUACAAAGUUCGGCUUUAGAGUCGAAAUAGGAAGGCUUUAUCGUAUUGUUCUAGAGGAAAACACAAUUGAAAGUCGGUAUAAUUUUUUGCGGUGAGAGUAUAAUAGUUUUUUGAUUUAAUUGCUUGUAAAUAAGAGUUAGAGAUUAAUACGGGUUUUCAUAAUAGCGUCAAAUGUUUGCGUCUCCGCAAAAUUGCUUUUUUCAGCUUUCAAUAGUUAGCUGUCGUUACUCAUUUGGCGUUUUGAUUUUGCGUCGUAUCCGAGUAUCGUGUGAAAAAAUUGGAUACGUUUCCAACUCCACCCACGAGAUCGACUUUUGUUCUUAGAGAAUGACAAAACAUCAACCCUGAUUAAUCGUGAGCGAGACUUGAACUCUAUCAUUUUAUCCGCAUAAAAAUCAGCACUUGGUAGGCAUUAGGCACGCUAGGUGUAAUCUUAGCUAGUCUCUCCACAACUCGGGCGAGAUUCAAGAUCGGUUUACACAUCAAUGCUGGCUUUCUGUGUUUGACAAAAUUGUUAUGGUUCAUUAAGCAGCAUACGGCAUAAUUUUGGUAAUUAGGGUAGCUUUCUUGUAUCCAAAAACUUGAUUAUUUUUGCUACGAAAGGAUCUAAUUUUUUAGAUACAGUAUUUAAUGCGGGUUCAUUGCAUAGCUUUAUACGGCUUUCCACGCGCGUUUGUGAAAUUGUUUGUAUUUUUUUUUAGUACAACGCAAAAGACCUUAGAUUGAUAAGCGUAGCAACACAUUUUGACUUCACUUUAGUGUAAAUAUCAGUUUUCAUUUUGAUAGUUAAGCUAUAUUUUAGAUAUAUAUAUAUAUAUAUAUAAAAAAACAAACCGAAAGGGGAAUUCAUGUCUAAGGAAUAACGCUCCGUUUCGAUACGCGAGAAGAGCGGUAAAUUGCUCAGGAAGGGGCCAUACGAAGUGUAGAUCAGAAAGACUUCUAUAAAAGUGUUUUUGUUUGCAUUUCCUUCUUGGUGUUAAGCCACACACACACUCUCCGUCUGUGGUGAGCAAAUUUGAAGAUUAAAAUUGAGCGGCGCGAUGGCAAGAAUGUUUACUUUUCUGUGUUUUACGCCGCCAGAAUUAUUCAUUUGGUUUGCAGCUGAUGUAGGCGUGAAGACCCCUUUGCAACCAGUAAACAAAUUACCUUUAUUUUUGUUCUCUAAAUCAGAGCAGUGAUAUUUCAUAAUAUUCUUACCGAUGUGUUUCCUGGUGAAACGUCACACAAUAAAGUAUUUUAUUAACAAAUAGUAGAA